AAUUACCUUUUUGGUAUUACCCUUUAUAUUCUUUGUUUGAAGAAGACACUAUGUUUGAAGAAGACAUUUUGCUUAAAGAGAAUGCUUUGUUUGAUGAGGACAUUUUGUUUGAAGAUGUUUUAGUUGAAGAGAAUGCUUUGUUUGAAGAUGUUUUGGUUGAAGAGGACGCUUUAUUUGAAGGGAUUUUAUAA
Molecule: messenger RNA, 191 nt
Organism: Racocetra fulgida
Lineage: Eukaryota; Fungi; Glomeromycota; Glomeromycetes; Diversisporales; Gigasporaceae
Source: the annotation of a GenBank genome assembly